AAUGCAUUGAGCAUGAUAAACAUUUUUCUGUUUUAUUUUUGAAACUUGAAUAUCGCAUAUCGUUUAUAAAUCAGAAAAAUAUGUUCUGUUGAAUGACUUUACAUAGGUGUAUCGCGUUGCGAAGGGAAAAGUUAUGCUAUGUUUGCCAGUGAUACGGGGAGAAAAUAACGCUUUAGAAAUAUAGGAAUCUUAUCACUGGAGGGUAAAUAGGGCCAAUAAAUACUAUAUCAUAUAGUCUAUACAAGAAAACAUUGAUUAUAUUUAACAAGUUAUUACAUAAGAAAUCAUUACCAAUAACCAUGAUAUAGUCAAUUUAGUCAUCGUGCUUGACAAGGAAAAUCUACGUCAGAAAGAAACUGUGAAGACAGACAAAUGGGUUGCGGAGGAUCUAAGACCGCAGGAACGACUCCCAGAGGAGGGAGAAACACCAAGGACAACAAAAAAGGAAGGAACAAUCAGGGUGGCAAAGGAAACAAUCAAGGAAAAGGAAAGGGGAACAAAAACAAACAGCCCGUAAAUGAGAAGGGUUAUAAGAAACGUAUUAGGGAGAAUCUGCGUCAUGCUGCGGCAGGUAAUGAUAUAGAUGAAUUACAGAAAUGUAUGGAAAUAUUUGAUAAUAAUCACAUGGAAGACGGGGGAGACUACACCGAAGCUGAACAGAGACUAGACUUUCUUCAAGUUAGAAAAGAGAUCCGGGAUGCAUGUAUGAGGCGACAUCCGGUUGUGUUAGAGAAAGCAAUACAGAGGGUGGAGGCAUCUCCAUAUAAACGGCAACUGAAUGCCUACCUUAACAGGGCAUAUUACCUGAAAAAACAUCAAAAUGAACUUGAUACAACGGACGAGCCAAACAGAUUUCGGCAUGAUAUAAGUGACCUUGAUCAGUCGACUAUUUCAGAGAUUCGUAGUUACCACCACCCUCCUAACGGUGUACAUGAAACAAUGUGUGCUACAUAUAUGAUAAUUGGAUAUCCAGAAAAACACCUCCUGGACUGGACUGAAAUAACAGCUUUGAUGGGUCGCUAUGGUAAAGACAGUUUGAUAAGAGAGGUUCAAACAGUAGACCCCAACAAGAUAGACAAAACAACAGCUUUAAGGGCGAGGAAUUACUUGGGUCAGUACAGCUUGGAGGAGAUCAGAGUAGGCAGUACUGGUGCAGCGGCAUUUUAUGUAUGGGCAUCAAAAAUGGUCGGCAAGCCAGACGGCAAAGCCACAAAGGGUGAAGAUACUUCUCCCAAAAAGUUAACUAACUCCGGCGGAAAAGGACAACAGGCGUCCAACAAAGGGGACAAUCAGCCGAAAACACCAACCGCAUCAAUGCGAGAUGAAAAUACUAAGCAAGCCAAGCAGCAAUCGAAUAUGAAACAAAAGAAUAACGCGCAAAAUAACGCCAAAAAUAACACAAAGCAGACACAAAAUACAGCAAAGCAGACACAAAAUACCGCAAAGCAGACACAAAAUACCGCAAAGCAGACACAAAACACCGCAAAGCAGACACAAAACACCGCAAAGCAAGGAAAAGACAAUAAAACCAAACAAGCAAACGGCAGUGUCAAAGCAGGGUCUACAAAGAAGGGGUAGAACAUUGCAUUCUAAAUGAGUCAUUUGACAAUGAUUGAAUCAUGAGAUUACAGGCUACUAUUUCUUUGUGAUAAGUGUAGGGACAAUAAAUUCGUAUCUUCGUAUCACAUUGAUCAGUUGUAAUACUAAUAUGUGAGUUUAUGCAAAGGAAAACACAAAACAAAUAUAUACAAAUGUUAGUUAAAAAUUGUUAAUGUAUAAUGGACUCAAUAAUUUGAGUUUUAAAAUAUCUUUCAUUAAAUCUAACUCAAAACAUCUUAAUAUUUGUAAAUUUAUCUAUGAUUUAGUUCUGUUUGGUGGAACUUUAUUACCUUCUGUCAUUGGUGAGGAUAUUUUGAUUAAAAUAUGUUAACUGUCAUAAAAGUAGUAACAGAAAAUGGUCUUCUUGCACUAAUUUAUAUAUUUGACGCGGACAAUUACAUUUUGUAAAAUAUGUAUAUUUUGAAUAAGAAAUCAGCUAAAGAGUUGAUUUUAAAUUGUUUAUACAUUUCUACAAGCGAUUUUCAACUCUUGAACUAUUCCUGACUGUGUCACAUAGAAUUUACGAAUUUCCGCUAACAAUUCAUGUUUUGUUAGUCAUUCAUUCACUCACAUUUUGUUUUAGAUUUAAAUUGAAUGUAUUUAUUUAAUUGACUUAAGACAAAUAUAUAACAUGAAAGCAUGACAAUUAAGCAAUUUGUGAUAUUUUUCCAUGUCUGUGAUAUUUUAUUUGGGUUAGAGUAGGAAUGAUAACUCUAAAUGUAUUUCAUAUCAUUGCACACUUAAUUACCUCUCUUCUUAUUUUAAGAAAUAUCAAUUCGGAUUUAAAAUAUAUUUUUAGUGUUAUGUUGUUACGUAGUUUUUUAUUUUUAUUAAUUUUAUGAAAUGAUAAAGUAUUUCAUAUUUAUGCACAUAUUUAUUUAUAAAUGUCAUAUCUUAGCCAUAAGCUUAUGCUUAGUUCUUUGAGCAAUGUCCGUUAAUUAAACCCAACGAGUAACAUGUGCAAGCAUCGAUUGCCUUGUUCAAAGUACUGAUACAAAUAUAGAGGUGUAGAAGAUGGUUUAGUGAUGACAUUGAAACAAUGUUUGUUUAGAGCUAGGAUCGAUAGAUAUAAGUAAACGAUACGAUCAUACCUUUUAAAUCGGUAUAUACUCGGUACAUACCUGAACCAACCCUUGUCAUUCUAGUAGUGAAAGCUAUACAUUGUGCUUGAAGGUGCAAAAAUAA
This is a messenger RNA of Ruditapes philippinarum (Manila clam), 2784 nucleotides long. RefSeq lists its product as uncharacterized. The record is from RefSeq and is a predicted model, not a curated record. Bases 373 to 1578 code for a protein of 401 amino acids. Lineage: Eukaryota; Metazoa; Mollusca; Bivalvia; Venerida; Veneridae. The transcript is spliced from 10 exons.